GUCGAUUCCAUGCGCCUUGGAAGCUCUUUACAAAAAGCGAAUUUGGCGCGGAUGGUAUACUUCGGCUCCAACGCUCACAUCCCAUGAUCAACCGAUGGAACAAGUCAAUGGCGGUUGGGUUGCGGCACAAUCACGACAUCUCCUUCAUCGGAACCCAAAGCAAGACAAUGGCGCUGAUAUACUACUUGACAAACUACGCCACAAAAAUCGAAGAUCCGAUCUGGAAGAGAGUGGCCAUAGCAGCAGAGCUCUUUCCGAGUAUCAGCACAACCAGCGCCGUCGGGCUAGGUGCAACAACUGCAAACUACGAAGCCAAGGCAAAUAUAAACCGCCAGUAUCUGAUGAGAAUCGCAAACAGAAUAUUCACCGAGAGGCCAUUAUCGCAGGUGGAGGUGAUUGCGCACUUCUUGGAUUACCCAACUGAGUUCUCGAGUACUAAACAAUGGUCAUAUGUGAAUAUGACAAUGAUAUACUGGGCAAUACUCCGACGCUGGGAGCAUCUCCAGCAAUGCAGUAGCACUUUAGGCGACGACGAUGAUCGACCUAUCGAGAACAUAGGUGGCAAUGGCAAUGGCAACGGCAACGGCGCGGAAGCCAGCGCUGAGAGGGUCUUG
This is a messenger RNA of Ilyonectria robusta, 614 nucleotides long. RefSeq lists its product as uncharacterized. The record is from RefSeq and is a predicted model, not a curated record. The transcript is spliced from 2 exons. Lineage: Eukaryota; Fungi; Ascomycota; Sordariomycetes; Hypocreales; Nectriaceae. The annotation marks the transcript as partial.